Sciurus carolinensis (gray squirrel) is the source of this 916-nucleotide messenger RNA. RefSeq names its product GABA type A receptor-associated protein (gene Gabarap). The coding region runs from base 127 to 480 and encodes 117 amino acids. The record is from RefSeq and is a predicted model, not a curated record. Gene Ontology annotation, biological process: autophagosome assembly; autophagy of mitochondrion; macroautophagy. NCBI's taxonomy places the organism in Eukaryota, Metazoa, Chordata, Mammalia, Rodentia, Sciuridae. The transcript has 4 exons. Gene Ontology annotation, molecular function: ubiquitin protein ligase binding; GABA receptor binding. Gene Ontology annotation, cellular component: autophagosome membrane; cytosol; autophagosome.
UGGAUCGCUCCGCUGAGUCCGCCCGCGCGUCGCCGCCGCCGCUGCCGCCGCCGCCGCCGCCCCCCAUCCCGGCCCCCCCCCCCGGGUUCCCUCAGCCCAGCUCGGUCCAGCCCGGUUCCCGGGAGGAUGAAGUUCGUGUACAAAGAGGAGCAUCCGUUCGAGAAGCGCCGCUCUGAGGGCGAGAAGAUCCGAAAGAAAUACCCGGACCGGGUCCCGGUGAUAGUAGAAAAGGCUCCUAAAGCUCGGAUAGGAGAUCUGGACAAAAAGAAAUACUUGGUGCCUUCUGAUCUCACAGUUGGUCAGUUCUACUUCUUGAUCCGGAAGCGAAUUCAUCUCCGAGCUGAGGAUGCCUUGUUUUUCUUUGUCAACAAUGUCAUUCCACCCACUAGUGCCACCAUGGGUCAGCUAUACCAGGAACACCACGAGGAAGACUUCUUUCUAUACAUUGCCUACAGUGAUGAAAGCGUCUACGGUCUGUGAAGCUGCUGCCCCUGAGGUGGGGGGUCCCAUUCCACAAAGAGAGAGGUGGCACCCUUUUCUUGACCUCCACCUCCUUCAGGCUCAGACACCACCUCCCUUCUUCAGGACCUGCACUUCUUAAUGUUUGAGGCUUUCUCUCCAGCCCUCUUAGGAGGGGUAAUGGUGGACAUGGCCUCUUGUACCUCUCCUUCCUCCCCUUUCCCUACCUUUCUUUGUCCUCCAUCCCUACUCCACUUUAGACUUACUUCUUGACUGUCAAUCUCUGUCACCUCCAGUGAUUGAUUUGGUUUCUGUUCCUCUCUAACUGCCCAGGGGGCUUAGAACCCCAACAAUCCCUUCCUUUCAUUACCUUCUUUUUGGGGGGUAGAUGGAAGGGCCUGAAAUUGUGGGGGGAAGGUAGGAGGCACAUCAAUAAAGAGGAAACCACCAAGCUGAA